CUCCAAUCACAGGGUCGCAAAAUAGACGCGCGUGGUGCGUUCAGGUGCUGGCGAAAGCUCAAGCGGCGCACGAGUCCUUCACUCGUUCUCCGAGCGGCUGAAGGUGGAGUUGCAGCAAGAGCAGCGCAGAGAGGCGCCCGACCACCGCCUUUGCGCCAGCAAGCGCCAUCACUGCACAUUGCGCAUCAGCCCCGCGCUUCACGACCCGGAGGACCGCGAGGACACAUCCUCACAUCGGCAUCUUCUCGAUCGCACAUCGCCGCUUUUUUUUUCUCUCUCCCUUCAUCGGAUUGAUUCUCUUGGAAGCAAGCGAGAUGCUCGCUAGCCGCCUUCUAUGAGCGUGAAGGAGCUUCUCUUCAUCACCAGGCGCAGCCAUUUGGACAUCUGCCAGCAUCCGGUCACCAAAGGCGAGCGAGACAGACGAGGCGAUCCGGGUGUCCCGUGAGAUCUCGGUGGUCUCCUCCCACAGCAGCAGCCAGAAGGCCGGCGGCCACCCGCAUCUUCUAGAAGCCCCGUCGUCCCCUCCCCCGUCGCCAUGGGAACCGUGCUGUCCCUGUCGCCCAGCUACCGCAAGGCGGCCCUGUUCGAGGACGGGCCGGCCACGGUGGGCCACUACACGGCGGUGCAGAACAGCAAGAACGCCAAAGACAAGAACCUGAAGCGGCACUCGCUCAUCAACGUGUUGCCAUGGAAACGCAUCGUGGCGGUGUCGGCCAAGAAGAAGGGCUCCAAGAAGGUGCAGCCCAACGGAACCUACCAGAACAACGUGACCCAGCUGAACAACGAGAAUCUGAAGAAGUCCCAGUCCUGCGCCAACCUGGCCUCCUUCGGCCAGGACCAGAGCACCCCCACGCUGACCAAGGGCCCCGGCAACAACAGCGAGGACACGUCGUCCGUCAAGAAGGCCCCCGCCGCCGCCCCCGGCACCCCCAAGCGGGUGAUCGUGCAGGCGUCCACCAGCGAGCUCCUGCGCUGCCUGGGCGACUUCCUGUGCCGGCGCUGCUACCGCAUCAAGCACCUGUCGCCCACCGAGCCGGUCCUGUGGCUGCGCAGCGUGGACCGCUCCCUGCUGCUGCAGGGAUGGCAGGACCAGGGCUUCAUCACGCCCGCCAACGUGGUCUUCGUCUACAUGCUGUGCCGCGACGUGGUCUCCUCCGAGGUGGCCGGCGAGCACGAGCUGCAGGCCGUGCUCCUCACCUGCCUCUACCUGUCCUACUCCUACAUGGGCAACGAGAUCUCCUACCCCCUCAAGCCCUUCCUGGUGGAGAGCUCCAAGGAGGCCUUCUGGGACCGCUGCCUGUCCAUCAUCGACCUGAUGAGCGCCAAGAUGCUGCAGAUCAACUCCGACCCGCACUACUUCACCCAGGUCUUUGCCGACCUCAAGAACGAGAACCAGAAGGAGGAGGAGCGCGGGCGCCUGCUCAUCGGACUGGACCGGAGGGCCAUCGCCUGACUGGUGCUGGUGGUCGCCAAGCACUGACGGAGACGAGCGGCGCAAAGCCCCGCCCCCUUCCUCACCCCCCCCUCCCAUCAGUGCGGACUUGAGUGGACUUUAGGCGGGCCGGGACAGACGCCAAUCAGACAGCGACGCUCGUCCGAGGGCGGGACGGUCUUUGUCGAGGACGGAGCGUUGCAUUGUGGGACUUUCCGUCAGAGGACGACAACCUUUUUUUGGUUUUUUUUUUCAAGUUAGCGGAUGUUUUGCUCCUGCCGGCGGACGGAGGCUUAUUUAUUUCUGGAAUAAACUCAUCUUUGGUCAUCUUUGAUCAUCUUUGGUCAUCUUUGGUCAAGCUUCUGCACGCAGGACUUUUCUUCUUCUUCUUCUUCUCUGGACUUGCCGUCUGCGUUAAAAGAACCAACACGUCGAUUUAGCUCUGCUUGCGUUACUUUUUGCUACUUUCUGCUUGUGUGCUCACGCUACAUCGCUGCCACGUUGAAACUGUGCCAUAGCCUCCGGCCCCCAACCACCCACCGGCCCACCCACCCCCUUGAGGGGCUCAUUCUACCUUUGCUUGCUCUUAUCUUUGGUGGGAAUGAAGAUUGACACGAGAUUUAACGGUAAAAAUGUCCUUCCACGUAGACACAUGGCACCUCGGUCUCCGCUCACGUCCUCCAGUUCCACCAGGGUGGGACACCUCCAGGGCCUAGGUCUUCCCUGAAGGGAAACCACCCUUUUCAGGCUGAGAACCUCAUGUUUUGAGGCCGUGAGUCUCACCCUUGAAGCUGGGCCGCUUUCUUUAAAAAAAAAAAAGGCUUCACUACACGUCGUAAAGUAAUGCAGUCCUCCCAGACACCCCAAACACGUUAAACACGUUAGCGUUAAAGCUACACAUCCACCCCAAAAUGGUGUCCCCGGGCUGUACGGACCGAGGGUCUAAAAUGGGACCUUUAAAGUCAGGUCAACAUUCCCACCGCCAUCCUGAUAAAUAUGGACACGUUCCAGUCAGCCGUCGCAUCGUUUCACUUUCUAUUUCCUGCUUUGGUGAGUGCGGUGUGAUGGACGUCACUGCCCCCCCCCCCACCACCACCACAUGAAACGUGCCAUUUUUUCCCCUCACUUAAAUAAGACAAAAAAAAGAUAAUUUUGUGUAUCUUGUUGCAUACUAGAUCUUGUAGAUAAACAACAGCAGUGUGUGUGUGUGUGUGUGUGUGUUUGUACAGAAGAGUGUGUGUGAUGUGCUGGAUAAAAGGGCGGGGGGUGGGAAGAAGGGGGGGGGGUAGGCAAGGGGAGACCCGAUGACACUUCAAUGUCAAUGGUUCCAUUUUCAAAGACAGAAAAUGAGAAAAAGCUGUUGUUGUUCCUGCUUUCAUUUCCUGGUUCUGCUUAUUAAUUUUCAUUUAUUUUUGUACUGUGAUGACAACAAGGAAAUAAAAUGGACGGAUUGUUCCAGACGCACGCUCCUCGUGUGAUGACAUCACUCCCUCACACAAUGCCGCCAAGUGGGAUUCCUUAUUUAUAAGCGGAAUAUUUUGAUAGAAAACCUGUUUACAACCUUCUACAUGCACUUUUUAACAGCAUUGGAGCCCCGUAGCCAGAAAAUAACACCCCUAUAGUCACCUUUACACUGCUAUUACCCAAUAUUGGUGACAUAAAAGAAAAAGAACCUCUUAACUCUUUUCUUUAAUAUAAAAGACCUCUUGACAUGAAAUAACACCCCUAUAGUCACAUUUACACCAUUACCCAAUAUAGUAGAAAUGAAAAAGUAAGACAUAAAACCUGUUUGAGGUUCUAAAUGUGCUUUUUUAAAUAUGCUAUUUUAACAUGAGAGCCCUCCAGACAUGAAAUAACACCCCUAUAGUUUAUCUUAAUGCCCUUUACGCUCUUAUUACCAAUGUAGUACACAUAAGAGAAAGUAAGACAUAUACAACCUGUUUAUGAUGUUGUAAAUGUUUUAACAUUAUUAGAGCCCUCUAGACAUGAAAUAACACCCCUAUAGUCACGUGUACGCUCCUAUUUCCCAUUAUAGUAGACAUAAGAGAAAAUAAGACAUAAAAGCUGUUUAUCCUUCCAAUUGUUUUGGGUUUUUUUUUUACAUUAGAGCUUUGGAGACAUGAAAUAACACCCCUAUAGUCACCUUUACACUCCUAUUACCCAAUAUCGGUGACAUAAGAGGGAAAAAAAGACUUUGAAAACCUGUUUUAUGACCUCUUAAAUCUGUUUUUUUAACAUAAAAGACCUUUCGACAUGAGAUAACACCCCUAUAUAGUAGAAAUGAAAAAGUAAGACAUAAAACCUGUUUGAGGUUCUAAAUAUGCUUUUUUAACAUUAGAGCCCUCAGACAUGAAAUAACACCCCUAUAGUUUACCUUAACGCCCUUUACGCUCUUAUUACCAAUGUGGUAGACAUAAGAGAGCAGCCUGUAGGACUAACGAGUCAUCAACGGGCCAAUUAUAAGACAGCGGGGGCCGGUGUGUGUGGGUGGAUGGUUUGAAGGUAGUAAUUGUUCCCGUUUCCAAAUACACAUAGAUCCAGGGCAAACAGAGCAGAGACAUUUAUUAUUAUUAUUGCUGCAGUGAUGGCCGACAGGAGUGGACGCCUGAUGGGAAACAACAAACUUAACCAAGAGGCACAAAGCCAUUGAGAGACAAUAAA
Doryrhamphus excisus (bluestripe pipefish) is the source of this 4093-nucleotide messenger RNA. It is a transcript of the gene cdk5r1b, whose product is annotated as cyclin dependent kinase 5, regulatory subunit 1b (p35). NCBI's taxonomy places the organism in Eukaryota, Metazoa, Chordata, Actinopteri, Syngnathiformes, Syngnathidae. Gene Ontology annotation, cellular component: growth cone; protein kinase 5 complex; cytoplasm. The record is from RefSeq and is a predicted model, not a curated record. Gene Ontology annotation, molecular function: cyclin-dependent protein serine/threonine kinase activator activity; protein kinase binding. Gene Ontology annotation, biological process: brain development; axon guidance.